CCGCACUGGCUGCUGGGCUGGCCGGCGAGGAAAGAUCGGCGCUUAAAGGUAGGAGCCCCAACCGCCGCUGCGGCCUGCCGCUAGAAGAAGCGCGUGGAGGAAGCAAGAGCGGCUCCUUCUGCUCUGGGAGAAGGAAGUGAAAAUGGCUGAAAAUGGAGAUAGUGAAAAUAUGUCUGAUUUGGAAAAGAAGGUUUGUCAACAAAUUGAGUACUACUUUGGUGAUCACAACUUACCCCGGGACAAGUUUCUUCAAGAGAAGAUCAAAUCGGAUGAUGGCUGGGUGACUUUAGAAACAAUAAUCAAAUUCAAUAGGCUAAAUCGCCUUACAAAAGACUUCGAUGUAAUAGUGGGGGCAUUAAAAAAAUCGAAGACUGAACUUAUGGAAGUUAGUGAAGAUAAGACUAAAAUCCGAAGAUCUCCAAACAAACCAUUGCCUGAAGUUACUGAACAAUAUAAGAAUGCAAUUAAAAGCAGAUCUGUAUAUAUUAAAGGUUUUCCAUUAGAUGCAACUUUAGAUGAUAUCAAAGAAUGGCUGGAUUGUAAAGGCAAGGUAGAAAACAUUCAGAUGAGGAGAACACUUCAGAAAACAUUUAAGGGAUCCAUAUUUGCUGUAUUUGAUAGUGUUGAAUCUGCCAAGGAGUUUGUUGGGACGCCAAACCAAAGGUACAACGACACAGAGCUGAUUGUGCUCUUCAAAGAAGAUUACUUUGCCAAGAAGAAUGAUGAGAAGAAAAGGAAUAAAUUGGAAGCAAAAGCAAAGGCCAAACUGGAGAAGGAAGAGAAACAGAAACAGGCUGAAGAUGCCGAAAUGAAAUCUCUGGAAGAGAAACAGGGAUGCUUGCUGAAGUUUUUUGGUGACUUGGAAGAUCAUACUUGUCGAGAAGACCUUCAUGCAGUUUUUUCAAAUCAUGGUGAAAUCAAGUGGAUAGACUUCGUCAGGGGUGCAAAAGAGGGUAUCAUCCUGUUCAAGAGCAGCGCCAAAGAUGCGCUGGAUAAAGCCAAAGAAGCAAAUAAUGGGAACUUACAGCUGCGAGAGAAAGAUGUCACAUGGGAAGUGCUUGAAGGAGAUGUGGCCCGGGAAGCACUGAAAAAAAUCAUGGAGGGCCAGCAGGAGCUGUUAAACAAAAAAAAAGGAAAAGGUCGCAAAGGCAAAGGUAAAGGUGGCAAGGGAGCACAAGGCACACAAGACAAAAAAGUGAAAUUCCAAGGCAAGAAAACAAAAUUUGAAAGUGAAGAUGAAGAGGAGGGUGAAGAUACAAAUACCACAGGGUCAGCAAGUCCCAAGAAAAGACCACUUGAAGAAGGGGAGCAAGAAGAACCUGCUGCCAAACAGCUAAAAACAGAAAAUGGUGCUGGAGUUCAGUAGUAAUACUUCAAAAAGCA
Python bivittatus (Burmese python) is the source of this 1383-nucleotide messenger RNA. It is a transcript of the gene SSB, whose product is annotated as small RNA binding exonuclease protection factor La. The record is from RefSeq and is a predicted model, not a curated record. Lineage: Eukaryota; Metazoa; Chordata; Lepidosauria; Squamata; Pythonidae. Gene Ontology annotation, molecular function: mRNA binding. Gene Ontology annotation, biological process: tRNA processing; positive regulation of translation. Gene Ontology annotation, cellular component: cytoplasmic stress granule; ribonucleoprotein complex; nucleus.